AUGUCUGAGGUACAGACCAGACCGGCUGCCCCGCGCGGCCGAGGCUCUGGCCGUGGUGGCCGUGGCGGCUUUGCGACCCGAGGCGGAGGGCGCGCCGGUACUCGGCCUAGUGCCAAUGGCGAUUCCAAGCACGACACAGAUUCUUCUCUGCCGACACUUGAAGACGAGGGCGACGUCGGCCAACUGAAGCAGCAAUACGGCAGCAAGGUUGCCGUCAUCAAAGAGAUGUUCCCCGACUGGUCUUCGGUCGAUAUUCUAUUCGCCCUGCAAGAGACAGACGGCGACGAGAACUUGACCGUUACCCGCAUCGCCGAGGGGACCAUUUCACAGUGGGGCGAAGUCUCCAAGCCCAAGAAGGAGCGCACACGUCCCAAGGCCAAGAUCGACGCUUUCACGACUACAACCGGCGAAUCGAUCCCCGCCGGCGCACUCCGAAAUGCCCGAGGCGGGCGUGGUGCUGAAGGGGGCCGUGGCCGUGGCCGGGCUACCGAGCGUGGUGGUCGCGGUGGUGCGCGGGGCAAAUCGACCAGUCAAGGCACAACCAACGGCACCCGGCCCAAGGACACCGACCCUCUCUCGGUCCCGACCGAAGAAGCGUCCGAAUGGAAUACCAAGCUGGCCGACGAGGCGGCUGCAUGGGGCGAGCCUGCCGCGACGGAGACUACCGCUGCAACUGCGGCCGCUGCCGCCCCGAGCACGACUACCCCAGCUCCCGCUGCGAAGCCCGCUUCCACUUGGGCGAGUAUGCUGCGACAGUCGACGGCCCCUAAGCCGGCGCCGAAGCCUAAGGAGCCGCCCGUCAAGGCCCCAGAGCCUGUCAUUGAACCUCUUCCCGCGGCCGAGCCGACCGAACCUGAGCCCGAGCCCGAGCCUCCUGCGCCUGUCGAACUGCCGGCCGCUGCCGAGCCUGAGACAGAAACCAAACCCGCCGCCCCGGUCGAGCAUGUCACACCGGCCGUUCCAGUUAUCCCCGCUGUACCUGCCGUUCCAGCUGUCGUCGUUCCCGAGGUCGCGCUGGUGCCUUCGAAAGACCAACUCACCGAAACCAACCUUGACAAGAUCAAGGAUGAUUCCCAUCCUCCCGUGACCGAAACCGCCGCGAGCGAGGCCGCUGAUUCAUGGGACCCGCGUGGGACGGGCCCCGGCUCUGCUGGCACACCUCUUUCUGCCAGUCAACAGCGCGGCGCAGCAGCGAAGCCGCUAGCUCGCGCUGCUGUUCACCACCCCCGCCGCAUGCUCGACCAGCGUGAAGCCGUGCGCAUGCCUGGUAACCGUGACCAGGUCGACCGUGCUACCGUUCAGUUCGGUGCUUUCAGCCUCAAUGGCCCGAUUGAUGAUGAUGUCGAUGGAGACCGCGAAGAGCCCGAAACCCGUCCUCAGCCCCCCGAGGACUCUCCCGUCGCCCACCCCCGGACCUCACUUCCACCUGCGCAGCCGACUCCGGUGCCCGAUGCCUUCCCGGCUCAGAAGCCCGCCGCUGCGCAAAUUCCCACGGGGCCUGCUGCUGCUGCCCCUACCGCGCCCGCGGCCGGCACCCCGUCUGCUUCGCAGGCUACCGUGCAACCGCCUACCGCGCCCCAAAACAACCAACAAUUCGGCCGCUUCGGCCAGUCCGCUCCCCAGGAGCCCUCGUCGUUCCCGACGACCUCCAAGCCGUUCGAGCCAUUCAGCCAGCAACCGGCCGUGGCCUCGGCCGCGCAAAGCCAAUUCGAGGGCGGCUUCCAGGGCCAGGGCCAAAUCGCCCAGCCCCCGAGCCAGCAGCAACCUGGCGGCCCAUUCAGCUCGGCUCCCAGCGAUUUCUCGUCUUACUAUACGGCGGACCAGCAGAACCGCCUUAACUACUAUAACCAAAACUUUGGUCAGCAACAGGGCGCGCAGGGCCAGCAGGACGCCCUGUCGUCGCAACAGCCCCAGCGUUCGUUCAGUGGCUAUAACGGCCCCCAGAGCGACAACCUCAGCCAGUAUCCCCAAGGCGGCGCCCAACAGUCGCGCUUCGGGGCCAAUGCUACCGCCGAGUCGCAGGCCACCGGCACUCCGACCCCGAGCCAGGCCACUACAAGCCAGGCCCAGGCGGCCCCUACUACCCAGGCCCAGUCGCACACUCAGCAGCCCCACGAUUACCCGUACGGCAACCACCCGUACUACCAAAACCCGUAUUACUCUGCCUACCUCAACUACAACCAGGGGUACAACCAGGGCGGCUACGGCGGCCCCUAUGGCAAGGGCGGCCUGAACUACCAGCCCAGCCAAUACGGCAUUACUCCUCAGGGCCCUCACGGAUACUCGUCCCCGGCCGGCGGGUUUGGCCAGUCUGCCCUGCACCGUGACAGCAGCGGUGUGGGUGCCGCUGGCUUGGGCGACUACGGCCGCGCUGGCUCAGCUCAGUCCGGCCAGCAAGGUCUCGGUGGCAGCGGCUUCGGUGGUGUGCACGACACAUUCGGCCGCGGCGGAUCCAGCUACCAAUCCCAGGGUGCUGGACAGUCGUUCAACGCUCCCGGCUCGCAGCCCGGCUCCGGCCCUUCGGCGACCGACGACCUCAAGCCCUUUGGCGAGUCCAAGGCAGGUGCCGGUCCGAGCCCUUCCCUCGGUGCUUCCGCGCGCCCCGGCUCGGCGGCCAACAACGGCCCGUCGCAGUCCGGUCUCCCGCCUCCGCAGUCCAACCCGCAGAGCGCCGGCCUCGGCGGAAUUGGUGGAUAUGGCGGUUACCCGAGCCAUGUGCAGCAGCAACAGCAGCAGCAACAGCAGGCACACAGUCUGCAUGGCAACCAGUCGGGCGGCGCCGGUGGCUACGGCAUGAGCGCCAGCGGCGGCCAGUCCCACCAGAACAGCUACGGCGCUGGUGGCUACGGCACCCAAGGGUUUGCGGGAGGCGCCUACUACGGCAACGCCCCUCGUGGCUGGGGUAACAACUAUCACUUAGGAUGA
This is a messenger RNA of Dichotomopilus funicola, 2925 nucleotides long. RefSeq lists its product as uncharacterized. The transcript is spliced from 4 exons. Gene Ontology annotation, cellular component: nucleus; cytoplasm. The coding region runs from base 1 to 2925 and encodes 974 amino acids. NCBI's taxonomy places the organism in Eukaryota, Fungi, Ascomycota, Sordariomycetes, Sordariales, Chaetomiaceae. Gene Ontology annotation, molecular function: ubiquitin binding. The record is from RefSeq and is a predicted model, not a curated record.